Molecule: messenger RNA, 615 nt
Organism: Macrobrachium nipponense
Lineage: Eukaryota; Metazoa; Arthropoda; Malacostraca; Decapoda; Palaemonidae
Exons: 1
Coding region: 1-615 (204 amino acids)
Biological process (GO): N-acetylglucosamine metabolic process; sulfur compound metabolic process
Molecular function (GO): N-acetylglucosamine 6-O-sulfotransferase activity
Source: RefSeq, a predicted model, not a curated record
AUGCGAGAGUGCGCGUUGCCAAGGUUGUCGAGCGAGGCUGUCCCGCUGUCGAGGAUCUCCUCCGGGGCUCCCCCACACAAACGUGUCAAAGUGAUCCACCUCACUCGAGACCCAAGGGGCUCGAUCACUUCCAUGCAGGGCCUCUUCUUGGACUGGAAGCCCUCUCUCAAGUGUGGCCCCCUGUGGGAGGACAUGCAGGUGUACGAUCGCCUAGUCCAGAAGUACCCGGAGAGACUCAUCAACGUCCACCCACGAGGCCAACUGAGCCUGCACCCGACUAAGACAAUGGCGAAGCUGACUCGCUUCCUGACCGGGCGUCCUGACGUCUCUGCUGGGACCCACCGGUACAUCAAGAGGCACAUGAAUUCUACCAGGUACCGGGAAGACCCCCUGAGCACCUUCAACACCAGCAAGAACAAGUACCAGUCCUGGCGGUGGCAGAUCAACGGGCGGCUGCUCUCGCAGAUAGAGAACGAACCCAGUUGCCGAAAGGUCAUCGAAAGAUACGGUCACAAUCUAUUCGGGUCCCUGGACAGGGUCACUGAUCCUAGAAUACCCCUCAGAACAUCUGACGAAGGACCAAGGGAGGAGGUCUUACAGAUGUACUCCCAUUAA